GGCAGUGCCAGAUUUUUCACCCAGGUGACAACAGGGAAACUCAAUCAAUAUGAAAAAGUUAACUAUUUUUUUAAUACCAAGCAUAUUUCUGAAUAGAAACAUAUCAAGAUUUUAAGAUGAGUAAGGAGCCAAAUAUGGAGGGCUGGUCUAAAGCCCAAAUUCGGAACUACAGAGGGACACUUUUGUAUGGAACGGACACUAGUCACAUUCACCCCAUAUCUCCGAAAAUCCAAAAGAAGAACAUAAACGGUGGCGUAUGGGAAAAAAACCUGCCUCCGAAUAGGCCAGCAGUCUUGACCGAAGAACAACUUAAAGAAUGGCAUGAUGUGAAAACAGCAACUGGAGAUUUCGCUGACGUUUCGACCACUCACGGCGUUCUACAGAUCCAUACUUCUACGACGUGGAUAACAAAGUUCUUUUGGUUCGCCGUCGUCGUAAGCGUAUCCAGUAUGACGAUCAACGGGUUGGUGCUGAUUUUCCAGCGUUACUUGAAGUUUCCCGUAAAAGAUAGCAUUAUGAAAGAGUACAAAGUCAUGGCAUUUCCUUCGGUGACCAUAUGUGGAAUUUAUCCUCUUCAAUCACGCGAGAACGACAAUAAAACUGCCUUGACGAAAAUGCUCAUCUACGAACUUGAGCGCAGAGACAUUCUGUACAAAAAAGCCGAAAAGCUAUUAGUGGCCGGAAAUAAAACGGAAUUCUGGGAAAGUAUCAAAGCAUACAAAAAACGUUUGAUCACUAAUGAACGGUACUUUGAAACGAUCCAAGACCCGAAGCUCGAGUAUCUCUACACAAAUUUCAAAGAUAUGGUCAUUCAAUGCACCUACAAUGGCGUAACAUGUUCAGAGGACGAUUUUGAAGAAUUUGAACAUGCAAUGUAUGGCAAAUGCUUCACAUUUCGCACGAACAAGUUCGAAGAAGAAUACAUAGCCAAGGAAACAGGCCCGAGCACGGGUAUCACGAUCAUCAUGUUUACUGGAACAUUUGACCCUUUAGAGGACCAAGAUACACAAGAUUAUGGCUUUUCAACUGAGCAUGCGACCGCAAGUGAUGGGGUACGAAUGAACAUCCAUCCUCCCAGUUCAAUGCCCCAGCCGUACAACAAAGGAAUGGACUUGGCCCCGGGACAUUUCACCUCGAUCGGUCUAACCCAGACUUUGAGAAGCACGUUGAUACCUCCUCAUGGUGAUUGUACUUACAACAGAUACAACCCGGGAACAAACUUCUCUUACACAAAGGACACCUGUCUAAUGACGUGCCUACAGACAAACGUGAAAAGAGAAUGCGGGUGUUUCACGCCCAGAGGUCCAAUCCCAGCUGGUACAAAUCUGUCACUCCCCGAGAAUGUCUAUUGCGGAAAAUUUGAGCACUUCUUGGUGUAUUAUGGUGAACAUAACAUAACAAGCAAUGCUAUGAAUGAGUCCAUUGAUGCUGAUUAUACACAACGAAUUUUUGAAGAAUUGACACCAAAAUUGGACUGCGAAAAUAGGAUUCUUCAGACGUUCUAUCGUAAAUAUGCCGAAGACUGCAAAUGUGCGAGGCCAUGUGAUGAAAUUGGGUACAAACAGGUGAUCAACCUCAGUCAAUGGCCACACGAGAAAUACUAUCAAGGGCUUGAUAAAAGGCGGUUCUUCGAGUUGAUAAAUGGCAACCCAGUUUCAAAGAAAUAUUUCGAAGAAAAACUUGACACGGAUAAACUUGAUCAGUAUUUAGCAGACACCACCAAAUUUACUGAGGAAACCAAUAAGGACAUAUAUGGACAUACGAUGUUCACUAAAUACCAACUAGCAAACAAACUUAUCGAGAAGAACUUUAUAAAGUUGAACGUUUACUUUCAGUCUCUGGAAGUAGAAAUUGUUAGCUCUUCAAAGGCGUACCAGCUGGACCAGGUAAUUUCUGAUAUUGGCGGGGUGUUUGGUUUCUACAUCGGCAUUUCUAUCGUUUCGAUUUUUGAACUUGGGUCUCUUUUAAUGAAAAUCGGAAAAAUCACAAUGUGUGCAAGGAAACCUGAGGAAAUGAAGAAACGGCAAAAAGUAGUUCAUUUGAUAUAA
Messenger RNA from Owenia fusiformis, 2048 nucleotides. The record is from the annotation of a GenBank genome assembly. Lineage: Eukaryota; Metazoa; Annelida; Polychaeta; Sabellida; Oweniidae.